AUGGACCGCUACCAAAGAAUGGUUCGGCGAGUGAAGGGUCUCAACUCGGAGUUGGCUCUUCAGUAUGUCUUACCCGCGCUCAAGCCGGGACCAUUCAAGGAAAGCGAGGCAAAGGAAAAAUCGGAGGGCAGGAGCCAGGGAGGACAGUCUGGAAAAACCGGGGGGUUCAGACCAAAGGAGCCCCCCACGGGUCCACGUUUCCAACAGUACACCCCACUGAACGCCUCCCGAGCGAAGAUAUUACAAGAAGCCUUGAGCACUGAGCUCAUACAGGCGCCCAAGAGCCGCCCUACCCCGCCCGACGCUGAUGGGAACAAGCACUGCCUGUGGCAUCAGAACUUGGGUCACACCAUAGAGGAGUGUGUGACUCUCAAGGACGGGAUUGAGGAGUUGAUCCAGGUUGGGCAGUUGAAGAGGUAUGUCAAGACCGAACGUCCUGAACGCCACGUUGGCUCGUCGGCACGAUCACGUAGUCCUCGCAGGCGUCCGCCGAGGCAGGGCGGCAGGGGACGAUCAAGAAACUAUGGAAAUAAUCGUUCUUGUCAAGUGAAGCGCCGAAGCAGAAGUAGAAGCAGGAACAACGACCGAUCGCUACGCGGUCACAUUAACACCAUUUUCGGAGGGUUUCCCGGGGGAGGAUCAUCCUCAUCGACGCGGAAACAUCACGUCAGGGCCCUUCGCUCGGUCAAUUCGGUGCAGAGGGCAAGGAGAUCCAUGCCAGAAAUCACAUUCACGAAUGACGACUUCCAUGCUCCAGACCGGGAGCAGGACGACCCCAUGGUGAUCACGGCGGAGAUCACUCGGUACUGGGUGAGUAAGGUGUUGAUUGACCAGGGAAGCUCCGCCAACAUAUUGUAUUGGAAGACCUUCCAGCGCAUGGACCUGCCGGAGAACUUGAUUGUGCCCUACAACGAACAAAUAGUGGGAUUCGCGGGAGAGCGAGUGGACACGCACAAUUAUGUUGAUCUCCACACUCGUUUAGGCACCGGGCGGGAAGGCGACAAGAAGAAGGUUCGGUAUCUGUUGGUAAAUGCCAACACGUCUUACAAUGUCCUCCUAGACCCACCAUGUCUAAACGUGUUUGGAGUGAUAUUGUCCACCCCCCAUCUAACCAUGAAGUACCCAUCAGAGAGGGGAAACAUCUGCACUGUGAGGGCUGACCAGAAGACGGCCCGAGAAUGCUACAGAUGA
Messenger RNA from Vigna angularis (adzuki bean), 1191 nucleotides. RefSeq lists its product as uncharacterized. The transcript is spliced from 2 exons. NCBI's taxonomy places the organism in Eukaryota, Viridiplantae, Streptophyta, Magnoliopsida, Fabales, Fabaceae. The coding region runs from base 1 to 1191 and encodes 396 amino acids. The record is from RefSeq and is a predicted model, not a curated record.